ACGAAGAAGACGAAGGACCAUUAGCUCGACAUAACUAGGACGGCUUUUGGUAUUUUCUUUCGCUGUUAAACGUAUUUGGUGGCGUUUCAUUUUACCCCCUGUCCCUGCAAAGUGCCCGUAUGACUAUUUGUAGUUCAGUUGUGUGAUUAAGUUUAAGAAAACGCCUUGAGAGCGUUUCUCCUCCUCCUCCUCCGCCGCCAUGUCUCACAACUACCCAUACAGACGGCCGCAGCCCGACUCCGGCCUCAGAUCUGAUCCGGGUUCUUACGUCUCUUCGGACCGCCGUCACUCCUCUCCAGACCGUCAGAUUUACCAAGCGCCUCAGGAGUCCUACUCCUACCCGUCGUCUUCUUCCUCCUCCAGAGUCGCUCAGUGGUCGCAGGACGGCGCUGUCAACAUCCUGAGCAGCUGCGGUCUGGAGCCGGGCGACCUGGCUCUGCUGGCUGAGAUGCCUGAAGACCGGCUGACAGUUGAGACCCUGCCUCAGGUCCUCCAACAGAUCAAAGGAAAGAGAGGGACUGUCAGACAGUAUGCUCACAACGCUCCAUCCUCCUCCUCCUCUUCCUCUUAUCCCCCCAGCUCCACCCGUCGACCCAUUGUUAAGCCCACCACCAGCGACUGGGACCGCCCCCCCAGCCAGCUGCUCCAGUAUCAGGUGGACCAAGUUAAAUCCAGUCCUCUUCUACCCGAGCUGGACCGCUGGGGGAACCCCAUCACCUUCAGCUCUGUGAGAGCAGAACAAACGCCGUCAUCAUCUUCAUCCAGGUCCUCCAGUUACGUGGUGGACUUCCACCACAGACCAGCUCCCCCUGACUAUGGUAAGAAUUGCAGAGAUACCAGUCCAGUUUCUUCUCAAGACUACAGCAACAAAUCCAAAACCCUUGAAUUCAUAAAGCCGGGCAGGGAAGGACGUCAGGUCACCUCUCAGGACUACCACCACAGACCAGCACCUCUGCAGUUUGGGCUGUCAGACAGAGACGCCAGUCCAGCUUCCAGUCAAGACUACUACAACAGACUUGGACCUCCUGACUUUGGUAAGGCUGGAAGAGAUGUUCAAGUCUUCCCUCAGGAACGACCUUCUUUCAGCUCUGUUGGUAGAGACAGAACAAGUCGCCCAUUCUCUCAGCUCUCGGGACCAGCUGACUACAGACCACCUCCUCUGCUUGAAGACAGCCAUCUAAAACCUCUCUGGGGAGGCAGCGGGUCCGAGACCUUGUCCACUAAGAGCAGCAGCCAGCCCAACGCCGUCAUGCCCUCCAAACAGAACGCUAUGGACUUCCACGGAACAACGCCGUCAAUGUACCCACACUCAUGCUCUCUGUGUGCUAUCACUGUGAUGUCAGAGAAGGUGUGGCUGAAGCAUAUAAAUGGGCCUCAUCAUGCUGAUGGACAGCUCAGCCUGCUGCAGAAGUUUCCCAAUUGGGACUGUCGAUUGGAGACAGUGGGCAGGGUCGACAACCAACCAGAGAGGUGGAAGGAUGACAGAAAACCUGGUGAGAAGCCCCAGUCAUCCAAUCGGAACUCCAAUUCAUCACAGCAACAUAAAAAAACUCAGAAAAAGAAAAGUAAAGUGGUGUGUGUGAAGUUUCCGGCUCAUUCUGUGGACGAGAAGUACCUGAAGAAACUGGCUGAACCGUUCGGAAGAAUUGUCAAGAUCCUUAUGUUUCCAUCUUUAGCGUUUGUUGAGCUGGGCUCCAUGGAUCAGGCGAAGGACAUGGUGAAGUUCCAAGGAAACUAUCCUCCCACUGUGAACGGACAGCAGAUGGAGUUCACAAUCUCACACACCUUCAACUUCCUCCAGAGUUCUCGGGUAGUCAGUUUCACUCCGCCUCCAACAGGAGAGGAAGGUCAAUCAGACCUGAUCAGCAUCAUUAAACGCUUUGGCUCGCCACUUUACACCCUGUUCCUGCCCUCCAAGUCAUUUGUAGAGAUGAAAGAAACGGGUGAAGCUCAGAAGUUGGUCGAUUAUUAUUCCUCCAACUCUCUGAGGAUCAACGAUGACCUCAUCAAAGUGUCCUUCUCCGGAGAAUACAAGAGCCUCAUGAGGGUUCCAUCAGCCAAGAGGUAUGAAGAGGAAACCAGGGGGACGAGGAGUUCAAGCAAAGAGAAAGAGGAGAAGAAGAUGGAGAGCAAGAGGAUGAGGAGUUCAAGCAAAGAGAAAGAGGAGAAGAAGACGGAGAGAGACAGGAAAAGGAGCAGCAGAGAUCGAGACAAAAGCGGGACCAGAAACAGGUCUAGGUCCAGGGAAAAGUCUGAUAAAGAGAAAAGGGGAGAAACCAGAACCAGGUCUAAGUCCAAAGAGGAAACAUCCAGAACACGGUCCAGGUCUAGUGAUAAAUCUAGAGGAGACAGGAGGACUAGAACCAGGUCUAAGUCCAAAGAAAAGGACAUCAAUGAGAAAAAGUCUGAGGCCAAAGAAGAAUCCAGCAGAGAGAGGAGUUCCAGGUCUGAGUCUGAUCUCAGAGAGAAGUCAGUCAAAGAAGAAGAAACAGAGGCGUUUGUCACCACAGAGUCCAGCUCUGAUCCAGAUCCUUUCAAGGACUCCAAUCCUGAAACUGCAGAAAAUGAACAAAUGGAAGAGGAAGCACAGUCGUCUGCAGACGAGAGCGACAUCGAGGGAAUGGAGGUGAUUGGAGAGGAUGGAGAGAGUCUACAGGACGAGGAGAUGGAAACUUUGGAUGAUGCUGAUGUAGAGGAGGAAGAACAUGAGGAGGAAGAGAGAGAUCAUAAGAAGGAUGAAGAGCAGGAGGCGGAGGAAACAGCAGAGAAAGAUGAAUGUCCUGCAGAGAGAACAGACUCGCAUGUAGAAGAUCAAGAGAAGAAUGAAGAGAGCGAUCAUCGUGAGCAGCAGGAGGAGAAACAAAUGGAGGAAGAGGAGCAGCAGAAUUGUUUAAAGGAAGAUGAAAUAGAGGAGGAGAAUCCUUUGAAGCAGGCGGAGGAAGCCCAAUCCACUAGAGAAGCUGAGGAGAUGACGGAGACUCAGCCGGAGGAAGAUGAGUCAGAUUUCCCCGUCGACCUCGACAGCUGCAUCACCCUGGAUGAACUGGAAGAAGACGAGUGCGAUUAUCUAGAUGAAGAAGUCAGACAUGAAUCUGAAUCUCCUGCCAGCCGAGUUCUUUAUUUGAAAAACGUUCCGCUGGAUUCCUUCUCUGACGGAGAGUUCAUUCGACUGGUGAGAGGCUACGGGACAGCGGUACACUUUUUCAGGAUCCCCGGACGCCACUCGGGUUUCAUUGAGAUGUCGUCGUCCUCAGAGGCUCAGAGAGCCAUCAAGGGUCUGAAAGACAAACCUGUCCGUGUGAACGGCAGCAGAAUCUACGCCAUGAUCUCCAGCAACUACACCAGACUCAGCAAGGGGUGGACGGUGGAGUCGCUGUUGGACUCUGAAGAGGAGAAUAAGAGCAGGAGUCAGGGCAGCAGGAGGAGCGGGAGACUCAAAAAAGCUGCAGACAGGGACGAGCCCAGCAGGAAGUCUGAGGGGAGGAAACAGUCCUCCAAGAAGACUCCAGAGAAAGAGUCAUCGUCUAGAAAGAGUGAAGAAAAGGAGUCCAGAACAACAAGAAAGAGGUCUUCAGAAAAAGUGUCUGCAUCCAAACAGAAUCCAGAAAAGGUCUCCAGAACGAGUCCAGAGAAAAAGGCGAAAGAAAAAGAGUCAGCAUCCAAACAUUCUGCAAAGGAGUCACAUGAUAAAAAGAGUGAAGAAAAUGAGUCAGCGUCCAAAACAGACAAGAAAAGGGUUGAUAAAAAUAAUUCUUCAGAGACGGACAGGUCUGAAAAAAAUGAUCCUGAAAAGACGCCUGAAAAAAGUUCCAGGAGGACUCCAGAGAGAGAGUCAUCGUCAAGAAAGAUUGACGAAAAGGAGUCAAAAACAUCUAAAAGGAAGUCCUCAGAAAAAGAGUCUAAGCCCAGAAAAUCUUUGGAGGAGUCCUCAGACAAGCCGACUGAUGAAAAGAGUUCAGAGACGGAGUCAAAGAUUGAAGAAAGCAGCUUGAAAAGGACUCCAGAGACAGAGUCCAAACAGAAGAAAUCCAAUGAUUCAGACUCUAUUCAGACUCCAGAAAAAGACUCGGGAUCUGAAAUGAGUCAGAACAAGACCAUCAAGAGAAAGGGAGCUCGGGAGAACGACUCGGUGCCUGAGAAGAAAGGCAAGAAGAACGAAUCGGAGGGCGAGUCAGAACCUGCUGACGCUCCAGAGGGAGAAGAGCUGGAGAUCCAGGAGACACCUGAACCAGGACUAAAGGAGUCUGGGAGUCCACAUCCACCAGGCUCAACUGGAAAUCCUGCAAAACUGAAAUGUGAACAGAAACCUGAUGCUGAUGGUCUGAAGGACUCAGAGGUCAACAUGGAGUCACAGUCUGAACCUACAGGGGGCGCUGUAGAGCCGCAGAAACCUGUUGGUAAGAAAAGCAGCACUCUUAUA
Messenger RNA from Labrus mixtus (cuckoo wrasse), 4420 nucleotides. RefSeq names its product matrin 3-like 1.1 (gene matr3l1.1). Gene Ontology annotation, cellular component: nucleus. Gene Ontology annotation, molecular function: RNA binding. The record is from RefSeq and is a predicted model, not a curated record. The annotation marks the transcript as partial. The transcript is spliced from 20 exons. NCBI's taxonomy places the organism in Eukaryota, Metazoa, Chordata, Actinopteri, Labriformes, Labridae.